Messenger RNA from Propithecus coquereli (Coquerel's sifaka), 555 nucleotides. RefSeq names its product cytochrome c oxidase subunit 7A-related protein, mitochondrial. The record is from RefSeq and is a predicted model, not a curated record. Bases 51 to 392 code for a protein of 113 amino acids. Lineage: Eukaryota; Metazoa; Chordata; Mammalia; Primates; Indriidae. Gene Ontology annotation, biological process: regulation of oxidative phosphorylation; mitochondrial electron transport, cytochrome c to oxygen; mitochondrial respirasome assembly. The transcript has a single exon.
CUGGGGCGGUCGCGCAGGCAGCGGACGCGAAAAGUCGGACUCCGAGAGUCAUGUACUACAAGUUUAGUGGCUUCACGCAGAAGUUGGUGGGAGCAUGGGCUUCGGACGCCUAUAGUCCGCAGGGAUUAAAGCCUGUGGUUUCCACAGAAGCACCACCUAUCAUAUUUGCCACACCAACUAAACUGACCUCCGAUUCAGCGUAUGAUUAUGCUGGGAAAAACAAAGUUCCAGAGCUGCAGAAGUUUUUCCAGAAAUCCGACGGUGUGCCUGUCCACCUGAAACGCGGCCUGCCUGACCAAAUGCUUUACCGGACCACCAUGGCGCUGACUGUGGGAGGGACCAUCUACUGCCUGAUUGCUCUCUACAUGGCUUCACAACCCAAAAACAAAUGAGUGAGGCUGCAGAGGACUGGUUUGCUAUUUGGCAUAAACCCUUUGAAUUUCCAUUUUCAUUAUUUCUGUUAAAUUUAUUUUUUUUUUUUACUCGGAUGGCCUGGCCUACUUAACGUUUUUGCAAGAAAAACAAAGAUAUGAAGACAAUAUUUUGGUUUGUUUA